AUGGCUCCUUCAAACUCCACCUUCAUGUCCUUCGAGUCCGCUCACGGCUCCCAGAACCAUGAAGACAACAGUGUAGCUGAGUUCAAUCCUCCUCGAGUACCGCUGUUUAUACCCUCCGAUCCUUGGGUUCCUUGUGGUCAAGUAUCCGCCGGCUAUGGGAACUAUGCUCCUCUUCGAUACGUGAGCGGGUCGGAGCCUGUUUCUUUACUACCGGGUAUUCAACUAUACGAACACGAUUGCUCUCCGUCUUUCAUAACCCCUUCGGAUCCAGCUGCCCAGCAAUCAACACCGGGAGAUCAACAUGACGGCCUCGAGAGCCCGGAACUUAGCGCCACAGCGCCAUCGUUCGUGCCUGUCAAGUCCUCGAAGCUCAAUGCUAGAGCGCCAAGCUUCUUCCUGAGUCGUCUAGCUAUUUUUGACCCUCCGGCUGGUGAUCUUGCAGAGCGUCCUCGUAAGGACAACUUGAUCCUUCCCGAUGCGCGUGACGACAACAUCACCGAUUCGAUCGAGAUGAUGAAGUGUCCGCAGGAUGGACAGGUCGGCCGUUAUACAAGCGAAACCAUCAUCAAUUUCAACAAAGGCUGGCACUACAACGAUCCUGUACUCGCUGCCAUGUACUAUAUCCUCAACGCCAAGAAGAAGAAAGAUUUCUCUGUAUUUGCGGUGAAGCAUGAGAUUCGACCUGUCGACGACGCGCCUCCGCUGUGGCCACCUCACUUGAACCUCUUCGACAUCAAACGUUACUACUUCAAAUCGAAGACGCGACGUGGCCGGAAACUCCGGAGGUGCGACAAGGUAUACUCAAAGUGGGUUACUAUUCUACCCAAAGGCUCACCACCAACUGCCGAGACUGUCCACAUCUUCGAACCGGACGAGGAGAAGUGGGUAGUUUUUGGAGACUGGCUUGAGACGGUUUCCAAUACUUCGCCAGGCUGGGUCGGCAGAACUGGCUAUAGCCUUCAGUUCAACUGGUGGAAAUACUCGGGCAGCAAGCGUCGUUUCGUGGAUCUUCCUGGCGAAAUUCGAACGCCGAUCUAUCAGUACGCUCUCGGAGGCGAGCUGUAUCCAUUGAGUAUCCGAGAUUCCGAAAGCAGCAGAGAAGUCACAACGGCCUGCCAGACUGCUCGUCUUACUCUCGGCAUGGGUUACAAUAUGUGGAUCUUCCACGACAACAUAUUAAGAAUGCAGAUGAACAAGGAACAUGUACCAGAGGCCCGACCCUUUGUAUAUGAGCCGGCUUUGGAGCUUUUGCUUGUUAGCUCGUGGAUGCGGGAAGAAGUGCUGCAUACUGGCUGGGAACUUAUGCACAGCUGUUUCUUCGACUCAGGAAUCUUCCACAAAGCUAUUAAUGCUCGACCUGGACCAGCAGUGAACUACGAAUAUUUGAGUAAAGUAGAACUGGCCUUCACGAACGCUGACUGGUUCGACCUCUUGGGUGUAAGGGUUUCGAGGCGCGAACCCUACAUAUUCGUAGAAGCUUCCCAUUCUCUCGGGUCCUCUCUCAAUGAUCUCCGCAACCUCAGGGACCUACGACUUCGUUUUCGAGGACUCGACGAUGGGUACGAAGGCAGUCCUUGGGGAAUUAUGUUAGCUCCUGAGGAUGAUCGAAAAUACCUACACGUCUGUUGUCAACGGACUGUUGUCGACUGGAUCUGUACUUUCGCUUACCCUUCCCUAAUCGACAAAUGUAAGCAAGGGAAAGUAAAGGUCACUCUGACUGGUUGCGUAAAUACCGACACGCAGACGAAGUGGGAGGAGAUCUUCGCAGGAAAGCGUGAUCACGACCAAGAUGCUGCAAUUACAUCAAUUCUUGGCACUCCAUCGACAGAACUGUGGGUUCCAAGUGUCAAACUUGAGAGUUAA
This is a messenger RNA of Alternaria arborescens, 1863 nucleotides long. RefSeq lists its product as hypothetical. Lineage: Eukaryota; Fungi; Ascomycota; Dothideomycetes; Pleosporales; Pleosporaceae. The transcript has a single exon. The record is from RefSeq and is a predicted model, not a curated record. The coding region runs from base 1 to 1863 and encodes 620 amino acids.